UGUUUUCUUUUCAGCGCACAUGCGCAGAAGCCCGCUGACCUUUUGGCCGGGAGCGCGUCUGCCUUUGACAAUGGCGGUUCGCGGCGUGGGGCUGCUCACCCGUUCGCCCCUCUGUGCCCAGACGAGAACGCGAAUCCGGUGUCCUACUUUCCCACGCCUGCGCUGUGCAGGGACUGUAGCCGCGGAGCUGAGGAGAGACGAGCAGCCUUCCGGGAGCGUGGAGACAGGUGAUGGCGCCGCGUCCCGGGGCUGUGGUGCAGCCCCGGCCCCGGGAUCUAAAGACAAACCUUCAAAAAAGACUUUCUCUGAGGUGCAAGAAGAAAGACGAGAACAGGCACAGCGGAGUGUUUUAAUACACUGCCCAAAUACAGUCAGUGAGAAGAAGUUUCUCAAGUAUUUAUCCCAGCACGGACCUAUUCAUACUCAUUUCUUCUAUGAGAGCUUUGGUUUCUAUGCGGUUGUAGAAUUUUGCCAAAAGGACAGUGUAGAUUCCCUCCUGAAUAGGACUCAGACUCCAGCCACGGGCACGGAGGCCGCCAUUCCGUUCAGAUCACGCUUCCUCUAUUUAAAGCCGAAGGGCCCGUCCAGCCACGCUGCCAAGCAGUCACUUGCACGGUCAAGUAAUCACCUGCCUCCUUCGAAGAGGAAGCUUUUUGAAUUACUGUGUUCUGCAGAAAGUGUAGAUGAUCAGCUGAAUACGCUCUUGAAGGAAUUCCAGCUAACGGAAGAGAACACCAGGCUCCGUUACCUCACUUGCUCUCUCAUUGAGGACAUAGCAGCUGCCUAUUUUCCAGAAUGCACAAUCAGACCCUUCGGCUCCUCUGUGAACACUUUCGGGAAGUUGGGAUGUGAUCUGGACAUGUUUUUGGAUCUAGAUGAAACCAGGAGGCUCAGCACUCAAAAGAGCAGAGGAAAUUUUUUGAUGGAAUUUCAAGUGAAAAAUGUUCCUUCAGAAAGAAUUGCGACUCAGAAAAUCCUGUCUGUGCUGGGAGAGUUCCUUGACCACGUUGGCCCUGGUUGUGUGGGUGUCCAAAAAAUUCUCAACGCCCGGUGUCCACUUGUGAGGUUCUCCCACCAGGCCUCUGGAUUUCAGUGCGACUUGACUACUAACAAUAGGAUUGCCUUGAAGAGCUCUGAGCUCCUCUAUAUCUACGGAACCCUGGACACACGAGUGAGAGCCCUGGUGUGCAGUGUCCGAUGCUGGGCCCGAGCGCUUUCUCUGACGAGUAGCAUUCCUGGUGCUUGGAUCACAAAUUUCUCCCUGACGAUGAUGGUCAUCUUCUUUCUCCAGCAGAGAUCGCCUCCUAUUCUCCCAACGCUGGAUACCCUCAGGGCCUCAGCAGAUGAAGAAGAUAAAUGCAUAAUAGAAGGCAACAACUGUACACUUGUUCGUGAUUUGAAUAAAAUUAAACCUUCAGAAAACACAGAAACACUAGAAUUACUUUUGAAGGAAUUUUUUGAAUAUUUUGGCAAUUUCGCUUUCAACAAGAAUUCCAUAAAUAUUCGACAGGGACGAGAACAAAACAAACCUGAUUCGUCUCCUCUGCACAUUCAGAAUCCUUUUGAAACUUCUCUCAACGUAAGCAAAAAUGUAAAUCAAAGCCAGCUACAAAGAUUUGUAGACUUGGCCAGAGAAAGUGCCUGGUUUUUACAACAGGAAGAUGGAGAUCGACCCUCCCCAUCAAGCAGGCAGCCUUGGGGGCUGGCUGCCCUGCUGCUGCAGACUGUAGCACCGAGUAAGAGGGUACAGAAGAAGCUUCCAAGUGAAAGAAUUAAAAGCCUGUUAGAGUCCGUGAAAAGCAACAGUACACAAAGUUCCACAAACACCAGUGGGAAACAAGCACUUAGUACUCAGCCGUAAUGGCUGCUGUUUUGUGUUAAGAACUGGUUUUAUCCUGUAAAACGGCCUCUGCAGCACCUAAAGUUGGUGUCUCCAGACUUCUUCAGACCUUGGGUAUCAUCUGAUGCGACUUUUCAUGAUCUUGUCAUUGCCCACCCCCUCUCCCAACUCUGACCUGAAGUUCUGCAACAUUUUUUAGUCUGACCAGUCUGGCACAUGGGUGGCAUUUUAUUAAACAUAAGUCAUAAGGAUGGGAUGAAAGAAGAUUGGAGUGAACUGUAAAUGAGCUACACAAAGUGAGCGGUGAAAGUCCGUUUCAGAAUUAAACCACUGUUGAUGUCCACAUCAGACCCAGGUUGGAAAACAUUUAAGACGACUUCUAGUUAUGUACAUAUUAAGAUAAAUACAAAAAAGCUUGAAAACUUGGUAGUACUCUUUAAAAAGACUUCUAGUUAUGUACAUAUGAAGAUAAAUACAAUAAAGCUUCAAAAUUUGAUAGUA
Messenger RNA from Chinchilla lanigera (long-tailed chinchilla), 2341 nucleotides. It is a transcript of the gene Mtpap, whose product is annotated as mitochondrial poly(A) polymerase. The record is from RefSeq and is a predicted model, not a curated record. The transcript has 9 exons. Lineage: Eukaryota; Metazoa; Chordata; Mammalia; Rodentia; Chinchillidae. Gene Ontology annotation, cellular component: mitochondrion. The coding region runs from base 20 to 1861 and encodes 613 amino acids. Gene Ontology annotation, molecular function: poly(A) RNA polymerase activity.